GCAUGUCAACAAGCAACUCCGCCCUGACGACUCUCCUUGCUGCCUCAGGUGAUAAAUUACCUUUAUUAUCACAAAUCUUUUAUAAAUUGAGCAUCAUCAGGACCUGUCGAAUAAUAUGGAACCAGCUGUUGAGAAACUUGAGAUUCUUUUUGGUAAGGCAGAAAGUGAGCUGGCAACACUGUCUUGUAAGGUUGACCAAGAGUACACUGCUUUAGCUUCUGCACAAAGAAGUAAUUCACAGGUACAGUUGCAAGUUCAGAUCAUCCAGGCCAGCAGUAAUCAAGGUCGCAUCUCAUUAUGUAUUCAAUGUCAAGAGGGUGCAGCUGUUGAUAGUGUGUUGAUGUUUGAAUGUCAUCCACUGUGUACAUACUUUCAGUAAGUUGAACACAAUCACAAAUAACACAAGUGUGUUGCUUCCCUUGUACGGCUUCGGAGCUGAGAACGGAAAGCUGACCUGUUUACUGACUGGCUGCAAACCUUCCCGAAAACAAGAGAGGAGGCGACUAAGAUGGUCUCCCAAGGUACGAUUUAGUCCGUCUAGUUAUGUCCCGUCGUGGAGUACCAGCAGAGAGUCUUGGUAACGAGUCUUUGAACCCGGAGAGUCUUGGUAACGAGUCUUUGAACCCGGAGAUUCUUGGUAACGAGUCUUUGAACCCGGAGAUUCUUGGUAACGAGUCUUUGAACCCGGAGAGUCUUGGUAACGAGUCUUUGAACCCGAAGGAACGAGAGAGUUUAGGUGAGGAGAAACGGAGUAACGACGGACCAUCUCAUAAUACCUCACCUGAUACCCACAAUAUCCAGGUCUCUACUAAUACCCCGGUCUCCAAUACCCCGGUCUCCAAUAACUCGGUCUCCAAUACCCCGGUCUCCAAUACCCCGGUCUCCAAUAACUCGGUCUCCAAUACCCCGGUCUCCAAUAUUUCGGUCUCCAAUACCCCAAUCUCCCUCACUCCAGUCUCCAGCCAACAUCGCUCUACACCUGAGGUCCCUGUUCUGUUAACCCGACGAAGCAGACUCGUCAAUGGAUAUACCAAGACUUCAAAAGACAAGAGACAAACACGGAAUAGGGGGAAUAGGGAGAACGAAGAGAGAAUAGAGGAGAAUAUAAGAAGAGAGAGAGACAGAAAGAGUACAGAUAGUGGUCUAGGGAGGACGUCUUCUGAGGGGGUUAACAGCCCUUUCUCAGAGGAACCCACGAGAAUGAAAGGCUGGGAGAGAAGCUCGGCGGAAUCUGAAGGAUGGAAGGAUACCACCGAAGGACAUAGAAGAAGAGAGAAAGGCAACAAGGGCGUGAAAGCGGUUGGGGGUACAAAAGCCGCGAAGAAGGAUGAAAUGACGCGUUUGGAGAAAGAGCUGGAACAGGAAAUGCGUUAUAGAGAUACGUUGGAGCAGCUGUGUGUGGUGAGGCAUUUCUUAACCAGUGAUGAUGAGGAUACAAUACAGUGGUCGGUUGGAGUACUACAGCAGAGUGUGGACGACCUGGAGAAACGACUUGAAGAUCUUGGUGAGGGGCAUGAUGAAGGGAGCGAGUUCAAGUUACGCUACGAGGCUCAGCUUGAACUGAACGAUAAGCUUGAGGAACAGACAGAGUGGUACUUGGACGAGGUUCACAAGACCAAGGAGAAGAUCAAGCGAGUGUAUCGGCGGGGUUUCAGCAUUACGACACUGAGCCAAGAGUACACCUACGACCAGGACCUCGAUCAGUACAAUGAGUUUGAGCUGCUGAGGAUGGUGAAGAGCCUAGAGAGGGAGAGGAACAACUUGUACAGCGACCUGAGGAACAAGAGUUGGAUCCUCGACAACCACUCUAAGGAGUACCAUCACCUGAAGGAGUUAAUUAGGGCGUACACAGGUGACCUAACCAUCGUCAACAGGUCGCUGGAACACCUAUGGAGACAACAGAGUGUUUCCUACGACUCCCACUUUGCUGGAGGAGCCUCACCUGUUACCUCACCUGGCGGCGUUAAGUGGAGCAGAUUUGUGCUAGAUGCGGUAUUCGAGCGGAGCAGCGGUCAAGCGGGUAUACGACCAUCUCAGAGGAUCCUUGACCCUCGCAAAGGACCAAUCAGGAAGACGGUCGGGGUCAGGUCACUUCCCAGGCUUGACCAAGAGGCUCUGGAUUACUAUGAUACCGGGUCACUCUUCAGGAAGGCUCGCUCUAGGUCUCGUGGUCGACCAAGGGGAAGGGCCAAAUCCCUAGAUGCCAAGAAGGAGAUAUCAGCCCCUAAUGUGGUGCCGCCAUUAAGCCCCGUCUCGAGAACCAAGUCCGAGGAGGUACAGUCCCAGAGGUCCUCAUCAGGGGUGUUUGACGAGUCCUGCGAGGCCAGCAACGACGCCUCCACCACCGCCUCCGCCGAGCUCAACUCUGACAAGAUGUAGAUAGGAGGGGGCGUUGAGUCUCCUAGGACGAGAGGUUGCUGAGGUGUUUAUCCUAUGAAAAGUCGUCGUGUUACUUCUCCUAGGACGUCGAAUAACAAUUGCUGUGUCUCCUAGAAAACGAAAUCUCUCUCUCUCUGUCCAUCCUAGAAGACGAAUAAGUACAAUAAGAUGAUCUUUACCUCACCCUAGGAAAAAAAUCCCCAAGCCGAACCUAACCGAAUAAAUCCGACACAAACCGAACCUAAUCGCACCUAACCGAAUCUAACCGAACCGAACCAAUAAAGAAAUCCGUCCAUGAAUUUCCCCAAGAGUGUAAAAAAUAUCCAUGAGGACUUUGUUUACCUGGCCUAGAUGAGGAGAGAGGUGUGUUUACGUAGACAGGAGUGAGGUAAUGAAAAUCAAAAGAUCGACCCUCACAAACCCCAGAAGCAAACAAAUCCAAACAACGUGAAGCAGACAAGCAAUGUUUACAAUGUUUACAAAGAUGAUUGUAAACGUAGAGGAAAACAAGUAUAAACAACAAAAUUUUAGAGAAUAAUUACUAGUAAUCAGUUAUUAUGCCUUACUUAUAUCCAGUAGUUAAGGCUAUUUUAACUAUCGCCUUCGUGCUGUUUAUAACAUAGUUUGGGAUUCUUAUAUGAAAAUAAUAUUUUAUAGAAACAUUAAUAUAGCAGUAUUAAUUUCUUACACUGAUAUAAGCUGUUAUCAAUAUGUAGUUAUACUGUAUGUUAUAUAUUAUGUGUAAUAAUUUCUUACAUGAAAAUAACAUAUACAGUUAACGUGCAUAAAUGAAUUUCUUGAAUUUUUAUACGAAUAGAUUAUAUGAUUAUCUUACUAUAUAUACUGGAAUUAUAUUGUUUUAUCUAGAUUUGUAAAUUAUAGAAAGGAAAUUGAUUAUAUAAGGUCCAGAGUCACAGAGAGUCGUAUGAAGAAUGUUUGUCGUAAGUUCAAAUCAGAGAACGGAUGUAACUAGUGGACUUAACUCCUUAAAUACGAUGCUUUUCGAUACUUUUAACCCUACAAUAUUAUCGUACUCAAGUUUAUAGGUUAUCGUACUCAAGUGUAUAGGUUAUCGUACUCAAGUGCAUAGGUUAUCGUACUCAAGUAUAUAGGUUAUCGUACUCAAGUAUAUAGG
Messenger RNA from Homarus americanus (American lobster), 3514 nucleotides. RefSeq lists its product as uncharacterized. The coding region runs from base 544 to 2379 and encodes 611 amino acids. Lineage: Eukaryota; Metazoa; Arthropoda; Malacostraca; Decapoda; Nephropidae. The record is from RefSeq and is a predicted model, not a curated record. The transcript has 16 exons.